UUUAUUAAUAAACCACCCGGUUCACGUGGUCAGCUCAGCCCCGCACAGUAUUCCGCCACAUUAGAGAGGCAUUUUUGACUGGGAGGUGGGGGGGGUGCUCUUUUUUCUUUUUCUCCCCCUCUUUCAUGCGAGACGGGUGGGCUGCUAGUGCUGCUGCUGUUGGUGCUGGUGGUGCUGAUGCUGCCGCCGUGAGGGAGAGAGGUGAGCGCGUUUGGAAGAGCAUUUUUUACCCCCCCUCUCCAAAGCUCCUCCUCUGCCGUCGGAGAGCGGAGACCGGUCACAUUUUUUGCUCAAUGAGAGCAAGAGGGCACCGGAGAGGAUUUCCUAAUUUCAACCCGCUGCUGUGCCGUGCGGCUGUCUCCUCGCCUCUGUCAAAGCAGAGGCUAAUAUGAAGACACCAGUUGGCAAACCAGACCCUGGAAAGCACCAACAAUCGACUCAACUCAUUUGAAACUGAAAAACGGCACCAUGCCUAGUCUCCGAUAAAAUCUGCUCCCCUCUCUCCCCUCUUCCUACCUACCUACUGUGAGUGAGGACGUCAAGACCUGCACAGACAUGGGUUCAGAUCAGCCAUGCAUGGAUUCUCUAGAAAGAAGGCCCACAUUGGGCCCUGGCUGCAAGCAGCUGCGCCGUCAGUGUCUGCGGAAAAAGCUGAGGCCUGUGCGGAUCGUAGGGUUCGUUGUCAGCCUGGUGGCCUUAAGUGCUGUCUCCUUCAGUGCCUUGACCUGGAGCUCAAGGGGUCUCAGUGAGCCAGUCCUCCCCCCGGAGAGCCUCCACCAGACGGCACCCCACAGGACCCUACUUUUCACCCAACUCCAGAAGGACCCCAAUGUAUCGGCUGACAUGCCAAUAGCCAUGAAAUCCACAGCGGACGGCAACGAGAGCAAGGGAGAAUACCCACCAGACAUUUUUGGCCUUGACCAAAGGCGCCAAGGAGCAGUGGUCCUCCACAUGUUUGGAAUGAUCUACAUGUUCAUUGCCUUAGCCAUCGUGUGCGACGAGUUCUUCGUCCCAGCACUGACGGUCAUCACGGAGAAGCUGGCCAUUUCGGAUGACGUGGCGGGCGCCACCUUCAUGGCGGCGGGUGGCUCAGCCCCAGAGCUCUUCACCUCCAUCAUUGGCGUCUUCAUCUCGCACAGCAACGUGGGCAUCGGGACCAUCGUGGGCUCGGCCGUCUUCAACAUCCUCUUCGUCAUCGGGAUGUGCGCCAUCUUCUCCAAGGAGAUCCUCAACUUGACGUGGUGGCCGCUCUUCCGCGACGUGUCCUUCUAUAUCCUGGAUCUGAUCCUGCUAAUCAUCUUCUUCCUGGAUAACAUCAUCUCCAUGUGGGAAAGUAUCACGCUGCUCUCCUGCUACGCCUUCUACGUCAUCUUCAUGAAGUUCAACAGCCAAGUGGAGGGCUUUGUCAAAGAUUGCAUGAACAAGAACCAAGUGGUAGAAGUAGAGGUACAGCCCAAGGAUGAGAAGGCAAGUCCCGGGGCCCCGGAGGAUGACGGCAAGCUGUCGGCCAGGCCACGCCUACAAAGGGGAGGAAGCUCCGCCUCCCUCCACAACAGCUUGAUGAGGAACAGCAUUUUCCAGCUGAUGAUUCAUACGUUGGACCCUUUAAGUGAAGAAUUUGCUGACUCUGAGCUUGGGACUUAUGGGAAACUAAAAUAUUAUCACUCAAUGACUGAGGAAGGUAAAUUCCGAGAGAAGGCCUCCAUCCUUCACAAGAUUGCUAAAAAGAAAUGCCAAGUGGAAGACAGUGAGAAGGCCAAUGGAGUUGCAAGCCGCUCUGAUAAAAACCUUCCCAACAGCUCCAGCGUCGAAGUGGAGGUGACCCCACCCAUGAAUGGAACGGCAGGUCAAGUGGCUGAGACGGCUGAGGAUGAGGAAGAAGACGACCAGCCUCUGAGCCUUUCCUGGCCCGAAACCGCCCGCAAGCGUCUCACCUACCUCCUUAUCAUCCCUAUUGUCCUCCCCCUGUGGCUCACGCUCCCUGAUGUCAGGAAAACGUCAUCGAAGAAGUUCUUCCCCAUGACAUUCCUGGGUGCCAUCUGCUGGAUUGGUGGAUUCUCAUACCUAAUGGUGUGGUGGGCUCAUCAGGUUGGAGAGACCAUUGGGAUUACAGAGGAGAUUAUGGGCCUGACUAUAUUAGCAGCUGGAACCUCUAUCCCUGACCUCAUCACCAGUGUUAUUGUGGCACGCAAGGGGCUAGGUGAUAUGGCUGUAUCCAGCUCUGUGGGCUCCAACAUCUUCGACAUCACUGUUGGACUGCCGUUCCCCUGGCUCAUGUGGUCCUUACUCAGCGAACUGAAACCAGUGCAAGUCAGCUCCAACGGCCUGUUCUGCGCCAUCGUGCUCCUCUUCCUCAUGCUAAUCUUCGUCAUCAUCUCCAUCGCCGCGUGCAAGUGGCGCAUGAGCAAGCUGCUCGGCUUCAUCAUGUUCAUGCUGUACUUGGUCUUCCUGGUGGUCAGCGUCAUGCUAGAGGACAGGAUCAUUUCCUGCCCCGUGUCCAUCUGAGGAACUCUUCAAGGAACGCGCCUCCCCUCCGUCGUCACCACUACCACAACCAUAACUCCUGUCCUGUCACCCUCACCUGAACCCUUGUGAUCCUUUACACCGGGAAUUAAAAGAGGAAUAGUACCAGAGAAAAAUAUGGAGAGAAAAAAUAAAUUCAGUAAGCAGGAAGUGGUGGGGAGGGGUUAAACCAACAAGGGCACAAGACUUUGGCUUGGCUGGUUUAUCAUAGGCCUAACCUGAGUGGAUUUUUAUUUAUUUUUAUUUGUUAUUUCACUGGCAGGUGAAGAGGGG
This is a messenger RNA of Mugil cephalus (flathead mullet), 2796 nucleotides long. RefSeq names its product sodium/potassium/calcium exchanger 2-like. The transcript has 12 exons. Gene Ontology annotation, biological process: long-term synaptic depression; long-term synaptic potentiation; intracellular calcium ion homeostasis. Gene Ontology annotation, molecular function: calcium channel activity; calcium, potassium:sodium antiporter activity. The record is from RefSeq and is a predicted model, not a curated record. Gene Ontology annotation, cellular component: membrane. NCBI's taxonomy places the organism in Eukaryota, Metazoa, Chordata, Actinopteri, Mugiliformes, Mugilidae. The coding region runs from base 556 to 2505 and encodes 649 amino acids.